Drosophila pseudoobscura is the source of this 2648-nucleotide messenger RNA. RefSeq names its product protein ALP1-like. NCBI's taxonomy places the organism in Eukaryota, Metazoa, Arthropoda, Insecta, Diptera, Drosophilidae. Bases 1165 to 2397 code for a protein of 410 amino acids. The record is from RefSeq and is a predicted model, not a curated record. The transcript is spliced from 4 exons.
ACAAGUCAAAUUAUUGAAUAUUCUAAUUCUGGAUUUCAUAAAUUAACUGGUGUACUCCAUUUGCACUUGCAUUUUGCCGAUCUAAUGAUCCAUCCAGUGGGAAUCCAAAGAAUGAAGCCCAAACUUUGAAACGUUUGGAGAGAUUCAUGGGCCAUAGCCAUCAUCAGACGUUUCGGAUCUGCUAGAGUACCACAAUCUAGUUCUAAUGUUCUAAUAUCAUAUGAUAUAUUGACAGAGCAUUGUACGAGGGCUGCUGUUUAAUUUGCUGGCCUAUUUAGGCACAAUGGUCAUUUGCACAAACAAGUUUGAUAUUAUCUGGGAUAACCUUACAUAUAACUUUUUCUUCUACGGUCGCGCUGAUGAUUUUCGACCAUAUUUGAUGGGGAUUCAUAAGUCAAGAAUGCUUAGAUCAGCUUAGUUUAAAUUUAAUUGAAGAACUUAUGAACUGCUAAUGUGAAAACCUGGUAAAACGAAUUCAAUUGUAAACGUCCCUCGUUGCAGGACGAAUUCCGCUAAAUUCGUCCAUCAGUGGUUGUACGAGAAAUAUUUUGGCAAGAUCGUUAUGUCACCGUACGGUAAGAUUGAGGCAUCCUUAGACAUUAAAAUUACGUCCAUCAUCCCACACAAUUACCAAAACGGUCAAAAAGAGGCUCGUGUCGAUUGGUCUAAGAAAAUUAUCAUAUAUGACGAUCGUGACGCUUCAAAAGCUGUAUAUGACAUCUACGAAUCAUGAAUAUGUGAAUUUAAGCCCGAAAAAAAUUAAAGCGAACCAAAUGCCACAACAGUUUUCGUAACGAGCCAUUUCAAAUCAACUUUGGAAGAUCAAUUUGACGUGGUAAAAAACUGUUUUUUGUCCGGUAGUUCUUGGAGAAUUAAGGAAAGGGAACCUCCAAAUACGGACUGAACUUUACUACCACAUUCCAAAAUAUCGAAUCGAGGCGGCCUCCUAUCUAUUGGGACCCUUUUGUGUCCAGCUAUAAAAAAAAAGUCAACUUUUUUAUAGGCUCUGCACACUGAGCCCAUCCCGGGGGAAUGGUGGGAUUUUUUGACAGAUGUGAAACUCCGAUUCACACUGCCACCAUCCACCAUCCGUCAAAAACAGCUGAUGCCAAUAACAAGUUCAUUAAAUUUGCGCGGAAGAUUUAUUAAUUCUUGGUUAUUAUAAUGGAUGAUGAAAAUAUAGCAAUUAUUUCGGCUGUGGUUGCACAGCAAAAUAUUUUCUUGCACCAACUAAUAAUGUUGAUUAAUGAUGAUGACGAUGAUGACUUUAACUUUGACGAAGAUGAGAUGCUUGACUGGGUAACUGCCAUAAAAAUACAAAAGCCAGGAAGAUUAUGGUCGUUUAAGCGGAUCGGGACAUUUUGGGAGAAAGAGGUACCAGAAAACAACGAGGCGUUUUUCAAAGAGAGUUUCCGAAUGGAGAGGCCCUGCUUUGAUAUUUUAGUGAAUCGGCUUGAAGUGCUGCGAAAGAAGGACACCAACUGCCGAGCUGCAAUUCCUUUGGAAAAGCGCAUCGCCAUUGCGCUAUACACUUUGGGCUCGUCUUCUGAGUACCGAACAGUUGGCAGGCUUUUCGGUGUAGCUCCAAACAGUGUGUGUAAUAUCCUGCACGAGUUUUGCAGAGCACUUAUCCACGAGUUUUCGAAGGAGUACAUGUCGCCCAAUUACCUAACUUCCGACAAAAUUGAUGAGUGCGUAAAGGGAUUCGAGGCAAUUGGGUUUCCUCAGUGCCUAGGUGCAAUUGAUGGAUGCCACAUCGAAAUAAAACCACCAGCAGCUGAGGCAGUAGACCACCAUAACUCUAAGGGCUGGUAUUCCACAGUCUUGUUUGCCCUAGUGGAUUAUAGAUACAGAUUUACAUAUGUAAAUAUCGGCUCUGCAGGAAGGUGCAAUGACUCGAUGAUAUACCAGAAGUCAAGCCUUGCAAAACAUAUCGAAGCAUCGGCAUUACUCCAAGAGAAAGCCAAGGAAAUAAGCGGAGUAAACGUCCCUGUAAUGCUUAUCGGGGACUCGGCAUUUAGGUUUUCUAAAAAGCUGAUGAAACCUUACCCGUUUUCCCCAGUCGCCUCUUUGGAACAGCGCACGUUUAACUACAACCUUUCCAAAGCUAGGCGAGUGGUGGAAAAUGCAUUUGGGCAUUUAAAAGCCAGAUUCCGAAUAAUCGGAAAAGGUCUUGGUAGCCACCACAAAAAUAAUAGCGCCAUAAUAAUGAGCUGUUGUAUUUUACACAAUAUAUUAAAUAUGCACAACAGCGCGAUUAAUGAAAAUUGGGAGCUUGCAACAAAUGAUCAGCGCGAACAGCCCGAUACCAGCAACAGUUCUGCUGACUUUAAUCAGUCAGCAGAACAGAUACGAUCUGCAAUCGCAAAAUAUUGUGUAGACCGUAAUGAAAAUUAAAAACUUAUUUAUUUUUAUUUUUUAAAACUUCUAAUAAGUCGUUCUGGAAUUUUGUUUGGGUGCUGAUCAAGUCCUGCACCAUCUUCUCCUGCCUAACGUCGUGCUCCUCCUUCUUUCUGUGGUGGCCCUUUUGUUGCUCGAGACGCUCCUGGCCAGCCACGAAAUGUCGGUCUUUUUCUUUUUCUUUGGCGGACGCCCAGACAAGGUGCUGGAGCUACAAGAUCCGUCCAGGUCCAUCUCAAUAAUAUCCG